Molecule: messenger RNA, 360 nt
Organism: Rhinolophus ferrumequinum (greater horseshoe bat)
Lineage: Eukaryota; Metazoa; Chordata; Mammalia; Chiroptera; Rhinolophidae
Product: 60S ribosomal protein L31-like
Exons: 1
Coding region: 1-360 (119 amino acids)
Biological process (GO): cytoplasmic translation
Cellular component (GO): ribosome; cytosolic large ribosomal subunit
Molecular function (GO): structural constituent of ribosome
Source: RefSeq, a predicted model, not a curated record
AUGACUCCCCCAAAGAAGGGUGGUGAGAAGAAGAGCCGUUCUGCCAUCAGAGCGUACACCAUCAACAUUCACAAGUGCAUCCAUGGAGUGGGUUUCAAGAAGCGUGCCCCUCGGGCACUCAAAGAGAUCCGGAAAUUUGCCAUGAAGGAGAUGGGAACCCCAGAUGUGCGCUUUGACACCAGACUCAACAAAGCUGUCUGGGCCAAAGGAAUAAGGAAUGUCCCAUACCGCAUCCAGGUGCGGUUGUCCAGGAAGCAUAAUGAGGAUGAAGAGUCACCAAAUAAGCUCUAUACCUUGGUUACCUCUGUACCUGUCACCCCUUUCAAAAAUCUACAGUUAAUGUGGAGAACUACCUGCUGA